AUGCACAGAUGGCGUUGCCAAAUGCUUCGGAAGCCCAGGCAGAUAUUUUAUAAGAGCUGUCGCCACUUCCACUACAGCGAACUAAUAGUGCUAGCCUUAACGUGCGAGACUACAUCUCCCCAGAACAUUUUGGCAAUGGACUUCCAUCUCAGUACGUCCGAGAAGAAUCCGAUGGUAGGUUAUUCUAUACAGAGAAAAGUAUUAACAAUGUCACUGUUCUUUGGAAAGCUGCAGCCGAUGCAGCAUAUAAUGCAAAAGGAUGUGCAAAUGGUAGUCUCCCGGAAAGGCUCUGAGCGGCUAUAUGUUGAUAAAUUGGGACUAAGAAGUUUAUCUCAGAGUGAAGAAAUGUCAUUGAUCAAUUUUAUGAAGUAUUCCAUCUCUCUUUAA
Molecule: messenger RNA, 387 nt
Organism: Blumeria graminis f. sp. triticale
Lineage: Eukaryota; Fungi; Ascomycota; Leotiomycetes; Helotiales; Erysiphaceae
Source: the annotation of a GenBank genome assembly